This is a messenger RNA of Exophiala spinifera, 2013 nucleotides long. RefSeq names its product acetyl-coenzyme A synthetase. Bases 1 to 2013 code for a protein of 670 amino acids. Gene Ontology annotation, molecular function: AMP binding; acetyl-CoA synthetase activity. Gene Ontology annotation, cellular component: cytosol. The record is from RefSeq and is a predicted model, not a curated record. NCBI's taxonomy places the organism in Eukaryota, Fungi, Ascomycota, Eurotiomycetes, Chaetothyriales, Herpotrichiellaceae. The transcript is spliced from 4 exons.
AUGUCUGAGGGCAAGGUCCAGCCUCCAAAGGCACCUGUAGUGGCCGAGGCUCACGAGGUGGACACUUUCCACGUUCCGAAACCAUUCUUCACCAAGGGACCCGGAAAAGCCCACCUCAAAGAUCUCGACGAGUACUGGUCGAUGUACAAGGAAUCGAUUGAACAGCCGGACAAAUUUUGGGGAAAGAUGGCUCGUGAUCUUCUGUCGUGGCAGCAAGAUUUCCAAACCGUACAUACUGGCUCCUUGCAGAAUGGUGACAAUGCCUGGUUCUUGGAGGGUCGUUUGAACGCCAGUUUCAACUGCGUUGAUCGUCACGCAAUCAAGAACCCCGACAAGCCUGCCAUCAUCUACGAGGCCGAUGAACCGAACGAGGGUCGGACCCUGACCUACGGCGAGCUCCUUCGCGAGGUAUCCAGGGUCGCAUACACUCUGAAACAGAUGGGUGUCAAGAAGGGCGACACCGUUGCCCUCUACCUCCCUAUGAUUCCGGAGGCCGUUAUUUCCUUUCUUGCUGUCACACGUAUCGGCGCAGUUCAUUCGGUCGUUUUUGCCGGUUUCUCGUCUGGCUCAUUAGCUGACCGUAUCAUUGACGCUAACUCCAAGGUCGUCAUCACAACCGAUGAGGGGAAGCGUGGCGGAAAGUUGAUCGGGACCAAGAAGAUCGUCGAUGAAGCUCUCAAAAAGUGCCCCGACGUCAGCCACGUUCUGGUGUACAAGAGGACCGGCGCAGACGUGCCCUGGACCAAGGGCAGAGAUUUUUGGUGGCACGAGGAGGUUGAGAAGUACCCCAACUAUAUCGCACCCGAAUCCAUGAACUCUGAAGAUCCUCUGUUCCUCCUCUACACUUCUGGUUCAACGGGCAAGCCCAAAGGUGUCAUGCACUCGACCGCAGGGUAUUUAUUGGGUGCAGCAGCCACCGGUAAAUAUGUAUUCGAUAUUCACGAUGACGACGUCUUCUUUUGUGGCGGUGACGUGGGUUGGAUUACGGGACACACCUACGUCGUCUAUGCUCCAUUGCUGCUGGGGGUGGCCACGGUCGUUUUUGAAGGUACUCCAGCCUACCCGAACUUCUCCCGGUAUUGGGAUGUCAUCGACAAGCACAACGUUACCCAGUUCUAUGUCGCGCCGACCGCCCUUCGUCUACUCAAGAGAGCCGGGGACGAGCACAUCCAUCAUAAACUGCACAAACUGCGAGUGCUUGGUUCUGUUGGUGAGCCUAUCGCCGCAGAGGUCUGGAAGUGGUACUUUGAGUCGGUAGGCAAAGAGGAGGCACACAUCGUUGAUACAUACUGGCAGACGGAGACGGGUUCACAUGUCAUCACUCCUCUAGCUGGUGUCACCCCGACGAAGCCCGGUAGUGCUUCUUUGCCAUUUUUUGGUAUUGAGCCCGCCAUCAUCGAUCCCGUUUCCGGUGCAGAGAUCGAGGGCAAUGACGUUGAAGGUGUUCUGGCGUUCAAGCAAGCUUGGCCCAGCAUGGCACGCACUGUCUGGGGUGCUCACAAGAGAUACAUGGAUACAUAUCUGAAUGUAUACAAGGGAUACUACUUCACCGGCGAUGGCGCUGGACGCGACCAUGAAGGGUACUACUGGAUCCGAGGUCGCGUCGAUGAUGUUGUCAAUGUCUCAGGUCAUCGUCUGUCCACUGCUGAGAUCGAAGCUGCCCUGAUCGAGCACGAUGGUGUUGCUGAAGCCGCAGUUGUCGGAAUCAACGAUGAGUUGACCGGCCAGGCAGUCAAUGCUUUCGUCUCCUUGAAGGAUGGAGUAGAUCCAGGUGAGGCCACACGAAAGGACUUGAUCCUGCAAGUCCGAAAGCAGAUUGGACCAUUCGCAGCACCCAAGGCCAUUUUCAUCGUCGACGAUCUUCCCAAGACGCGGUCCGGCAAGAUCAUGAGGAGAAUUCUGAGAAAGAUCUUGAGUGGCGAGGAGGAUAGCCUUGGCGACACGUCGACUCUCAGCGAUCCAAGCGUUGUGGACAGAAUCAUCGAGACAGUCAAGUCUUCGAGAAAGAAGUAG